AAGAGUGGUAACAAAACAAAACCCCAAAAAACUCACAAGUCUAGAGAUUCUGGUGUUGAUCUAGCUCGCGCCCUCCUUCUCCGGUAGUACAAUCUCCGUCGCCGAUAACAUCAGCAAGGGAAGAGUUUUGAGAGAUGGCAUCGAAGUUGCUACAAUUGAAAUCCAAGGCCUGUGAAGCAUCGAAGUUUGUGUCGAAGCACGGCACAACUUACUACAAACAGUUGCUGGAGAAGAACAAGCAGUAUAUCCAGGAGCCAGCCACUGUAGAGAAAUGCAAUGAGUUGUCUAAGCAGCUUCUCUACACUCGACUUGCUAGUAUUCCUGGGCGUUCUGAGUCAUUUUGGAAGGAAGUCGAUCACGUGAAGGGCUUAUGGAAAAAUCGAGCAGAUUUGAAGGUUGAAGAUGCUGGAAUUGCUGCACUUUUUGGUUUGGAAUGCUUUGCGUGGUACUGUGCUGGAGAGAUCGUAGGAAGGGGCUUCACUUUCACCGGCUACUACCCUUGAAGAAAGAAAGCAAACCCGUCAUAAACAAACAUGCGUUUUUAAAACCAUUGAAUGCCGAAAAGCCUUUUAUAUCAUAACUAGCGGCUUAUUAUCUAUCUCACGGCUCACAUUAGAAGCAAAGUUAAUUUCUUUUUCUCUGGAUAAUGAAUACGCAAAAGUUUUGAAGCUGAGGCAUCAUCACUCAUGGUAGCUCUAAUAAUAUCAGUUGACUACAUGUUGGCGUUUGU
Arabidopsis lyrata subsp. lyrata is the source of this 730-nucleotide messenger RNA. RefSeq lists its product as uncharacterized. Gene Ontology annotation, molecular function: proton transmembrane transporter activity. The record is from RefSeq and is a predicted model, not a curated record. Bases 135 to 503 code for a protein of 122 amino acids. The transcript has 3 exons. Gene Ontology annotation, biological process: proton motive force-driven ATP synthesis. Lineage: Eukaryota; Viridiplantae; Streptophyta; Magnoliopsida; Brassicales; Brassicaceae.